Molecule: messenger RNA, 492 nt
Organism: Brassica rapa (field mustard)
Lineage: Eukaryota; Viridiplantae; Streptophyta; Magnoliopsida; Brassicales; Brassicaceae
Product: ankyrin repeat-containing protein BDA1
Molecular function (GO): protein binding
Source: RefSeq, a predicted model, not a curated record
AUGGAUCCAAGACUUCAACAAGCAGCUGAAUCUGGAAGCAUCGAUGAGCUUACCAUUGUGACCACUCCCCUCCACGUAGCUGCAGCUUCUGGGAACUUACCAUUUGCCAAGGAGAUGCUGAAUUUCAAGCCCUCUUUUGCCAGAAAGCUCAACACAAAAGGGAUGAUCUGGCUUGACGGCGGUCUUGCCCGCGUUAAAGGGAGAAACAGCAUCACGCCGUUUCAUUUACUAGCGCUAAAAGGAAACGCAGACCUUGUGGCAAGGAGCCUUCGUAAAUCCCCUGAGUGUAUCCAAGAUGAGAGCGUAGAUCGCCAGAAUGCUCUGCAUCUUGCUGUGAUGCAUGAUAGGUUUGACGUUCUCCAAGUCCUCACAGGAUGGAUCCAGAGAAUGAGCCAAAGAGACGCUGACUCCAUUGAGAGUCGUGUUUUGAAUAAUGUGGAUAUUGACUACAACAUGAUCGCCAGACGGUCUUGCCAGAAACGAUUUUCUUAA